AUGUCGUCGGGGUCCAAACGUGUAACUGUGGGGGUCCGGGUACGGCCAAAGCUGGAUGGCACUGUGAAUGUUCUGCAGACAGCAGAACGCUACGAGCCGAUGGCCUGCUCACGGUGCUCUGAGACGACGCUGCGCAUCUGGGAUGGACGGCCAACGCCGGACAGCCGGAUCUUCUCCUUUGCAUACGACGCGGUGUUUGACGAGCAUGCGCCACAAGAGGAGGUCUACGAAGAAUUUGUCUUGGAGGCGGUGCAUGACGUACUUGGCGGCACCAACGCCACCAUCCUCACUUACGGCCAAACAGGCAGUGGGAAGACGCAUACGGUGCUCGGUAAGGUGCGAAAAAAUUCACCGGGCGACAGCAUCAUCACUAGUGACACUGGCAUUCUCUUGCGUGCUCUGCAAGACAUUCUGCACUACGCUGCGAGCCUUAAAAACAAAUUUCAUGUUGUCGUUGGUCUCUCCGCGGUGGAGGUUUAUCUUGACGAGAUGCGGGACCUACUGGCUGAGGAACGGCAGCCCAAUGUCGUUCAUUUAGCCCUCGUGAGAAAUGUAGUUCGUGUUUCAAAGGUGCGGUAUGCUCCCAUUUGCUGCCUCGAGGAUGGGCUGAGAGUGUUUCAUCAGGCGACGGCGCGGCGGACGCAGCGGAUGACGUCCGCCAAUGACAUGUCAUCGCGCUCGCACGCGGUGUUUAACGUCGAGGUCUUUCAGCAGCCUAUUACCACAACCAGCACCCGUCCACUCGACCUGGCAGCGUACAUCGCUAUGAGGGAUGCCGAUCAGCUUGCACAAGUAGAGGGAAAGUCCCCGAAGAUGCCAUCCCACCCGUUGUUUCCUACGGCUUCCCGGCCGCUACUCGGCGAGGCCGAUGCCCCGGUGAUGCACAGCAAGCUUGCCCUCGUUGACUUGGCGGGGAGCGAGAAGGUACGCAGCAGCGACGCCAAGGGCGAGGGGUUUGACGAGCUGAAAAAGAUUAAUGCCUCUCUCAGUGCGCUGGGGAACGUUGUGCGCAGUCUGCAUGUGGGUUCACGGCACAUUCCCUACCGAGAUUCGAAGCUGACAACGGUACUGCAUGACUCUUUUGCGGCUGCCGGAGCACGCGUUGUGCUCAUCGUCACCGUCAGUCCUACCACCCUGACGGUGGAAGAGACACUCUCCUCCAUGUACUUUGCCGACAAGGUGAAGAUGAUGAAGCCGGAUCCACGCAGUGGCGCAUGGAGUGAAAACGAUGCGGUCGGUGAAUAUUUUGCCUCGCUGUGGAAGUAUGAAACGCUGCUUGCUGAUGUGCAUAUCGCAGAGGCCAUGCACGCAUUUACCGCCCCGCAAGUUAUCCGGCUUGUUGCCUGCGACCGCAGCAAUGUGCUGUAUGACCCGGUCUUCCGUGUGAGGAAACCGGAGUGCAGUAUACGCAAAAUGGCGGUGGACACGAUGUGUGAGGCUUUCAAGGCGAACGCCAUGGAACGUGCUGGUAGCGAUGUGGAGCGGCAACGGUUGGAAGUAGAGAAUCAAGCCCUUCAGAGUGAGCUGGUCACAGCUUGGAAAACAAGGUGGAUAAGCGCAUCCACUAGCCUUAAGGAACUCUUAACGCGGACAGUAGAAGAAGGUAGCGCCGAGGAAGCGGCGCUGCGUGACGAAAUCACUGUGGCGUCUGCUCAGCUUCAAGACGCCCGCCUCCUCCGCCGUGAGCUGCAGCAGAGGUACCAAUCUGCCAGCGCACGUGCGGAGGAGGCGGAGCCCGCACUGGCCGCUGUGGAGGCACAGCUAAGGGGCGCCGAGGAGGCGGCGACAGCGGAUUCGGUCACCGCCUCUGUGGGAAUGGGACCGGGCGCGUCACCCACAUCCGAGCAGGAAGAAGCGUUGUGGACGAGGGUUUCAGAUUUGGCGGCUCAGGCAGUCCAAUGUGCUGGUAUGCGUUACGAUUGGUGUCUGUUGAUGUGCGAAACCCGGCAACUUGCUCAGGAGCUGCACCAACAACGGCAGCAGCUGCUGCAACAGCGGGAAAUCGCAUCACAGCCGCAGGGUGUUGACGAUGAGCUGCUUCAGAUGGUGCGAAGUAAGGCGGGCAAGGCUGUUGCGACCCCUUCUAAGCGUGAAGAGCAACUCUGGGACAACGACCCCGUGAUGCUUGGUGGUCACCCUGUUUUCAACAAGUACGCAGUACCUCGGCCGCGUCAGUACUGGCAACCCCAACCUUCAGAGAGCGAAGACGCAGGGAAGAAGCGCCGCGGCACUCUGUAUGAUACGCCAGAGCUACUGGAAGAUGUUGUCUCCUUCGUGAAGAUGGGCGGGGGCGUGACACGAUACUCGCGCAACGGCUCGCCAUACCACCGGCUCCUGUACGUGGAUGGAAAAGCUGGUGAGGAGCAGCUUUCCUGGUCGACGGUGGGGAGUCUAGGAAGUGAGGGCGGUGUCCCCUUGCGCACCGUCACGCAAAUACUUUUAGGGCGAAGGGUCACAUCCUCCGAGCCGAACUCGUACUACUUGAGCUGGGGCGUGGAGUUCCGGAAAAAGAAAUCUACGAAGAUCGUGGACUUUGCCUGCGACACAGUGGCCGAAUUUGAGGCGUGGGUGAUGGGGCUCAGUCAGCUCACCGGGGUGAAACCUCUCUUUGGCGAGCCAUUGAAGCUGCAGCCAGGAACGGCGGCGAAGGAGGACGCCCUCAGCGACGUGCAGGCUGCAUUUUGUGCAGAAUGGCAUCUCCCACCGGCGGUGUUCACGGAGGCGCGGAGGCAAAUUAUGCACCGUCGCAACCGGUCCAGAAACUCGUGUUUUCGAUUGACACCGGGAGAAUUACGGUAUCUUGUCAAGCUAGACAUCUUCCGCGCCUCCGCCAUGUGGCUGUACUUCUUUGCUGAGGGCAUUGUGGUGAAUCCGAUAGAAAAACUCUACUGCUACGUGGAAGUGCCAGAGGGGUCACACACGAUGUUGUCAAGGGUAAAAUCGGUCACCAACACAGGCUCGUGUGAUGGGUCCUCCGUGAAGGGUAUAUCUUUCUCUUCGGAUAGAAAGGAGGAUGAAUAG
Messenger RNA from Trypanosoma rangeli, 3021 nucleotides. RefSeq names its product putative kinesin. The transcript has a single exon. The record is from RefSeq and is a predicted model, not a curated record. Gene Ontology annotation, cellular component: kinesin complex; microtubule. Gene Ontology annotation, molecular function: microtubule binding; microtubule motor activity; ATP hydrolysis activity. Gene Ontology annotation, biological process: microtubule-based movement. Lineage: Eukaryota; Euglenozoa; Kinetoplastea; Trypanosomatida; Trypanosomatidae. The coding region runs from base 1 to 3021 and encodes 1006 amino acids.